Salpingoeca rosetta is the source of this 1195-nucleotide messenger RNA. RefSeq lists its product as uncharacterized. The record is from RefSeq and is a predicted model, not a curated record. The transcript has 7 exons. Gene Ontology annotation, biological process: response to unfolded protein. NCBI's taxonomy places the organism in Eukaryota, Choanoflagellata, Craspedida, Salpingoecidae. Bases 24 to 968 code for a protein of 314 amino acids. Gene Ontology annotation, molecular function: ubiquitin protein ligase binding. Gene Ontology annotation, cellular component: membrane.
CGACUUCAGCAAAGACAACGAAGAUGAGCGACAACCGCAUCACAGCGCUGCCACCCGACUUGUCGAAAUGUCUGGGGUAUUGUGGGCGUGUGCCUGAGCCGGGCCUGAAUCUCACGGCCAUCGAGUGUGGGAUGUGCCCUCGUGCACACCGCUCGGAUGGCUAUGUAUGUGUUCCGUGCGCCGGGCAGCUGGAGGGCUAUUCCAUUGUCUUCAUUGUCGUGGAGUUGCUAUCGUUGUAUUUGCAGUAUCAAGGAGUGUUUGUGUCCAUGACACGAUCCUCGACCAAGCGCAAGACACGCAUUGCCAUCUCCGUGUACUUGGUGUUGGAGCUUGUGCUCGCAGUAUGCUGCACCCUCCUCAGCCUCGAACCAAAGGGGUCGCUACGGGUAUAUUCCUGUGGCAUGUCGCAUGUCAACGACUGGUAUCCCGUCUUUUUCAACCCAAAGCCCGACUACAUUCACGCCGUCCACUGUGCGAAUGAGGUUGCCUUCCCGCUCAUCACGUUCUAUCUCCUCUUUCUCGGGUUUAUCGCCGCCAUCACGAUUCUCAUUCGACUACCGCUCCUCUACUCACAACGGGUUGUGCAAGCAACAGGCGUGGACGCAUCAUACAUGCUGCGGCACACGUGGGCGCUCCUGUUUGCGGUGCCCGUCCUGGCGCUGGUGCACGUUGCCCUGGGCGGUCUCGUGUUCUAUGCGUUUCCCUUUCUCCUCUUUGCGUCUUUCCUCUUCAGCUGCCUCUACGCCGCAGUGUUUCGCGACAACCUCCAGGCUUUCAAGACGCCAUUGCGGGUGCUGUGGACGGGGUUCCGCUUCUACGUGAUACCCUUUGGAUGCCUGUACUGCAUGCGGGAGUUGUUUGGGGCGCGGAGUGCACUGCAUUGGAUAUGGAUUGCACUCGGCCCACUUGUCCCCGCCGCCGCCAUCCAGGCAACUUGGCGCUUCACAGACGAGAGACGCUUCACGUGACAAUGUGUAUAUGUAUGUAUGUAUGUGUGUGUGUGUGUGUGUAUGCGUGCUUGAUUAUAUCGCAUUGCGCACUUGUCGUGUCGGUGUCUUCCUUCCUCCCCCUUCUCUUCUUCUUGUUCUUCGAUGUUUUAUUUGCGGCUGUUCCGCGCUUGCUCUGUGCAAGUUUUUUUCAUUCUUCUUUGGUGGAAUUGGUUAUCUGAACUUGACUGGAAUACAUAACGACUCAC